AUGUCAAAUGCUCAAUCCAACGAAUCAUUAAGGGAAUUAAAUGCCAAGCUCUUAGCUGAGAUUGCUGAACUUAGGAAGAAGUUUGCUGAGAUUAAAGUCAAGAAUGAUGAGCUUAAGGAUAAGAAUACUGAGAUUGUUGCUUCUAGUGAUAAGAUCGUUGAGCUUGAGGCUGAGAGAACUGAACUUAAGACCAGGAUCGCUGGGCUUCCAAGACAGGCUAUGGAAGAGAAUCCAAAGAGUCAUUGCUCUGUAAUAGAUUCAUCCCAAAAAAAUAAUCAAGAUAAGUCAAAGACUCGAAGCUCUACUUUCUCAAAAUUACCAGAAGCUAAA
Ambispora gerdemannii is the source of this 330-nucleotide messenger RNA. Lineage: Eukaryota; Fungi; Glomeromycota; Glomeromycetes; Archaeosporales; Ambisporaceae. The record is from the annotation of a GenBank genome assembly.